CCGUUAAAACCGUUGGUUCACAGCCUCGAAACCUGUCACGGAGCCAAUGGCCAGGGUUGUUCUCUCUCAGCCUCUCAGCGUACCGUCGUCUUAUCCACUCUCUUCCCUUUCCGCCUCCACAAAAUCGUACUACUAUUUCACUCCCGCCACCACAAGAAUCAGACCGGCAACCGCCGGCGGCAGAAUAACUGUCAGUGCCAAGGGCAAAGACGAAACGGGCGAGGCCGACUCUGAUUCUCCCGGCUUCAAUCCGUUUGGGUUCGUGACAGACAAUCCGUCAAGCCGAAGUGCGAUUCAACUUCCUGAGAGCCCCGCUGAGGAUGGAAAUGUCGGGCAGAUGCUCUAUAGGAUAGAGGACAAGGGAAAGGAAUAUGGCUCUUACGUCAAAUCUGGAAAAUUCAGAUGGUUUGUUAGAGAGACAGGGGCCGCCAACAGCCGGCGGGGAACUAUAGUCUUCCUUCAUGGCGCUCCAACACAAUCUUAUAGCUAUCGAGUUGUCAUGAACGAGUUGUCUGCUCUUGGAUUCCACUGCUUUGCUCCUGAUUGGAUAGGAUUCGGUUUCAGUGACAAACCGCAACCAGGAUAUGGCUUUAAUUAUACAGAGAAAGAGUACCAUGAGGAACUGGAUAAACUACUUGAUGUGCUCGGCGUCGACUCUCCCUUUAACUUAGUGAUUCAGGGUUUUCUGGUGGGAUCAUAUGGAUUGACAUGGGCCUUGAAAAAUCAGAGCAGGAUAUCAAAGAUAUCCAUUCUAAACAGUCCAUUAACGGUUUCUUCUCCUGUUCCUGGGUUAUUUCAACAGCUAAGGAUCCCUCUGUUUGGUGAAUUUACAUGCCAGAAUGCAGUUAUGGCAGAACGUUUUAUUGAAGCAGGCAGCGCAUACGUAUUAAAGCUGGAAAAGGCUGAUGUUUAUAGACUUCCAUACUUGUCCAGUGGAGGACCUGGUUUUGCUUUACUUGAAGCAGCAAGAAAAGCUAAUUUCAAUGAUAUUCUAAGUCGGAUAAGUGCUGGCUUUGCUUCUGGAAGAUGGGACAAACCAGGUCUUGUUCUAUGGGGCAUUUCAGACAAGUAUCUACCUCAGUCCAUUGCAGAAGAGUUCCAAAACCAGAACUCAUCAACAAUCCGUCUCAAGCUUAUUGAUGGAGCUGGCCACAUGCCCCAAGAGGACUGGCCCGAGAAGGUCAUCGAGGCUUUGCGGUCGUUUUUCUGAAACUUCCUGGUAAUUUUAUUGUUCAUAAACUUAGUUAUUUUGUAUUUGUUUGCAUUAAUGCUUCAUCAACCAAGCCUGCAUGAAUGAAUUACUUUAUGAAUAUUUCUUCCUGGUAUACCUAGGAAACUAGGGGGAUGUUUGGAGGAAAAAUCUACAUUGUAGGGCGUCCAUUUCGAGGAAUCUUAGGUGCCUUAAUUAACUUCUUUAAUUCCUUAUAUCUCUCUUAAACUAAUCUCCACACUA
Molecule: messenger RNA, 1453 nt
Organism: Cucurbita maxima (winter squash)
Lineage: Eukaryota; Viridiplantae; Streptophyta; Magnoliopsida; Cucurbitales; Cucurbitaceae
Product: haloalkane dehalogenase 2
Exons: 11
Coding region: 47-1210 (387 amino acids)
Cellular component (GO): chloroplast
Molecular function (GO): catalytic activity
Source: RefSeq, a predicted model, not a curated record